Messenger RNA from Bipolaris victoriae FI3, 375 nucleotides. RefSeq lists its product as hypothetical. The record is from RefSeq and is a predicted model, not a curated record. Bases 1 to 375 code for a protein of 124 amino acids. The transcript has 2 exons. NCBI's taxonomy places the organism in Eukaryota, Fungi, Ascomycota, Dothideomycetes, Pleosporales, Pleosporaceae.
AUGACCGACACUAUGCGAGUUGAGUCUCUGGGGCUAAGGCAUCCUAAGCAUUUUGCAACUUUGCAUCGUCGUAUUACGCAGCCGUCAAAUCGAAACAGAAACGCCGGUCGACCAUACUAUAUAUGUAUUUCAUGCAAACGUAACAACAGGGAAGGAUGGGCCACUUGGGAUGAUGAGCGUGGUGUACGUAACAGUAACCCGAGUUGUUAUUGCGGUGACUUUAGUCGACACGAUCAGGACGGCAUCGGGCGGGGAAGACAUGGUUUGGGUUUUUGGACAUGCGCGACAGGCAGCUGCGACUACUAUUCCAAGUACUUGAAUGGCUGGACUAGUUAUGCUCCGCAAUGUGUUGAGUUCUAUCCGUGGCUGCUAUAG